Messenger RNA from Cokeromyces recurvatus, 212 nucleotides. RefSeq lists its product as uncharacterized. The annotation marks the transcript as partial. The record is from RefSeq and is a predicted model, not a curated record. Lineage: Eukaryota; Fungi; Mucoromycota; Mucoromycetes; Mucorales; Mucoraceae. The transcript has a single exon.
UAUAAUGUAUUUUCUUUUUUGCAUGAUUUGUUUUGUUAUUUGGUACAUGUGUCUGCGUUUAAAUUUGUCAUGAUAAAAAAAAAACAAUUCAUUCAUUGGCUUUUUCUUUAUCACAGUUUUCAUUGGAUGAAGCAUCUUGUUAUUGUCUCUCUACAGUUUUAAUACUCUUAUUCUUAUUCUCUCUCUUUUUUUUAUAUAUAUAUACAUAUAUA